This is a messenger RNA of Anopheles moucheti, 3140 nucleotides long. RefSeq names its product organic cation transporter protein. The record is from RefSeq and is a predicted model, not a curated record. Gene Ontology annotation, molecular function: transmembrane transporter activity. The transcript is spliced from 10 exons. Gene Ontology annotation, biological process: transmembrane transport. Gene Ontology annotation, cellular component: membrane. Lineage: Eukaryota; Metazoa; Arthropoda; Insecta; Diptera; Culicidae. The coding region runs from base 87 to 2333 and encodes 748 amino acids.
AAACCUCCCCAACCAGCAUCGCUUGUUAAAAGAGGCAGUAAAACAAACGCGAUUAACGGCCAUUGAAGGAACCACAGCACGUCACCAUGUCCGUUCGGUGGGAGUCGCCAGGGAUUGGGCGCCGGCGACGUUCUAGUGGUGGUGGUGGUGAUGGUGAUGUGGAUGAGUGCGAGAUUUCGAUGCUGGCCGAAUCGGUAACGGACGACGAUGGAGAUCAUUCGCGCUCACGGAACGGUGGUCCCGGUGGGCAUCGGACCACUUCCGGUGGACGGUGCCCAGUGGCAAGGAUGGAUGCCGAUUUGAGUGACGAGGGCGAAUCGGCGCUGGAUCAGUGCGAUGCAGACGAGAUAGUGGUGUUGGACGAAGCGAGUGAACGAUUGUUGGGGAAAUGGAACGGCAAUGCCAAAGUGAAGAUGUUCAAAUCCAAACCCACCUCGCCGAACGAACCGUCCCCAGUGCCCGGCCAUCCCGACCAGGACGGCACCGGGAUGCAUAUUACGCUGAACCCCUCGUCACGGGCCACCAGCCCCAGCUCCAUGGUGGGCAAACCGAGUGCCACACCGUCGCCCACACCUUCCGCCAACCCGCAGCCCGCCACAACCUUCGGCCACAACCAAACGAGCGCCAAGAGCAUCAACAACAACAACCGGAGCAGUAGCAACAGCAAGGCAAACAGCAAACCGAGCGGCAAGGGUGGAGGCAACGGUGGUGACGGUGGCGGCACGAAGAUCCCCCAAAAGAAGAGGAAAAGUUCGGACGAGGAGAGUGACAUCAUUGGCGAACUGAUCGGGGACUACGGCAAGUGGCAGUUCGUCAUGACGUUUUUGCUAUCCCUGUUCCAGGUGCCGAACACGUUCCACAUCUACUCGCCUACAUUUCAGGCAGCAGAUAAAAGCUUCUGGUGCCGACGGCCAACACAUCUAGCCGAUGUCCCGAUCGACCGGUGGCGGAACGUGACGGGUUCGGUGGAAAAUUGCCGGAUGCUGAAUUACGACUGGAAUGCGCUAACGAGCGCCCAGCUGUCGAUGGGCAACUUUUCGCUACCGCAGAACCUCACCGAUACGGUGGCGUGUAGCGCCUGGGAGUUUGACGUACAGGACAACCUCGGCAACACCUGGUCCUCGGAGUGGAAUCUCGUCUGCGACAAGGAGUACCUGAAGAAUGUGGCCGAGAUGUUCUUCCUGGCGGGCGUCGCAACCGGCGGCAUCACGUCCGGCGUACUGUCCGACAAGUUUGGCCGCAAAAUGAUGCUCUUCAUCUCUGCCGUCCUGCAGUCGAUUUUCGGGUUGGCGCUUUACUUUGCCGAUUCGUUCGAGUUCUAUCUUGUGCUGCGGGCGCUGCUCGGGAUCGUCUCCGUGUCGGUGACGUACGCGGGACUCAUACUGGCGAUCGAGUACGUGGAUGGGAAGUGGCGUACGAUCGCGGGCAUGUACAACCUGUUUCCGCUGCCCGUCUCCUAUAUUAUGAUCUCCGGCAUUGCCUACCUGACGCAGGACUAUCGAAAUUUGCAGCUGUGCAUUGGACUGCCGGGAGUGUUUCUGUGCUUGUUGUGGUUCGUCCUGCCGGAAUCACCCCGCUGGCUACUGUGCAAAGGUCGCAUUACCGAGGUGAAGGAAGUCAUCCGUAAGGCGGCCGCCUUCAACAAGCGCCCGUUGCCCGACAAUUUGGACAAACUGCUGAAACCGCCGGUGGACGAGGAGGAAACGGCGGCCGGUGUGUGCGAGCUGUUCCGUUCGAAAUAUUUGCGUCUGGUGACAUUUUGCUUCCUGUGCAUUUGGUUCACGAUGAAUCUCGUCUACUACGGUUUGGUACUGAACAUGAACAGCUUCGGUGGCAACAUUUAUCUCAACUCGGCGCUUGCCGGUUUGGUGGAAAUUCCUGCGAUUGCACUAGCCAUGUACAUCAUCAACCGUACCGGCAAAAAGUGGCUGUUCUGUGCGACCUUCUUUGCUGCCGCCCUGGCCUGCCUGUGUGCCGCGAUCGUCGAGGGAAAGCCGGAAUUUUUAGCGAUGAAAAUAACGUUCGUGAUGAUCGGUAAAUUCACUAUUAGUGCCGGUAACACGAUUAUGCCGGUGUAUACGGCCGAACUGUACCCGACCGCAAUACGCAACGUAGGUGUCGGGGCCUGCAACUUGGCUGCCGGGUUUGCUCUCAUCCUGACGCCAUAUUUGUCGAUGUUGACGAAAAUUGAGGACCAUCUGCUGAUGACACUGCUAACGGCUUGGUGUAUUUUUGGCGCAAUUGUGAUCAUUUUCCUGCCGGAAGCCAUGCAACAUCACGAACACGAGGAGCAUGACGAGGACAAGGAAAUCGAUACACAGACAGCUGCUUAGGGUGCGCGUCCAAUGCAACGCGAGCUGGUCGAACGGACCACAGCAAAAACAUCACUUUCCAUGACGGCUAACCCACGGAGCGGAAGCUAGAGUAUCGUACAGAAAUGAUCAACGAUCAAUACAACUGCAACUGCCAUAUCUACUCCCUGCACGAGUUUCGUAGUACAUGGAGCAUACUUGAUUGACCCAAAACCUCAAACUCCAACAGUCACAUCCGAACCAUGGACCAUGGCUUCGGUUCCGUCAGUGAGGGUUGUUCCUCAAUUUUAUUCUAAACGGUCAAUUGUAUGGGAACGUUUUCGAAUGGGCGGAAAAGAAAUGUCCCAUUCCAAACGACAUUGAUGUAUAGAACCGCUUGUCCGCAAAGAAUCGCACGCGAAGGUCCUCACAAAUUCCUAAUCCAACCUGGUAAACGCAUGGUAGCAUUUAUGUUGUAACACACUGAACCAUUUCGUUUAGCCGACACACAGCUCACCCCAAGAACAAAGAUGGUUACAAUAGGCAUAAGUGUAAUAGCAGCGUAAAGUUCAAUAGGAAGCGAACAUUUCGAUUUACAUCUCGCGUUCGUGUUGCGCUGGCUGGUCCAGGGGCAACGAAACGAGAUCGAAACUGUCGUUGUGACCGGUUCACAAAUAAGCAUAAACUCAACUGCAACAAAUGAAAAAAACACAGUCAUUACCAUUAAACCAAUAGUUGCUGAACCCACUACCCCAUCUACCGGCUAGUGUUGUAGAUCUUCCAGGGCAGGAAGGCAGGAGUUUAGGACGAGAUUUUGUAUCGUACCGUUUAGUAACACGCCCAUGCCAA